Chrysemys picta bellii (western painted turtle) is the source of this 17470-nucleotide messenger RNA. RefSeq names its product lysine methyltransferase 2C (gene KMT2C). Gene Ontology annotation, biological process: positive regulation of transcription by RNA polymerase II. Gene Ontology annotation, molecular function: histone H3K4 methyltransferase activity; transcription coactivator activity; histone binding. Gene Ontology annotation, cellular component: MLL3/4 complex; nucleus. The record is from RefSeq and is a predicted model, not a curated record. Lineage: Eukaryota; Metazoa; Chordata; Testudines; Emydidae.
ACGGGGGUUACACACCAGGGCAGCCGCCGCCGCCGCACCGGGAUCCCUCGCCAGCCGCAGGCCCCGGGCUUCCCCUCCGUCCUCCUUUCCCCAAGUAAACUUCCUGCUCCCGGCCCGGCCGGGAAGGGAGCGGGGCCCGGCCGGACUCUGCCCCCGGCACACACAACAGCUGGAGCUGUCAAAACUUCCUCUCUGCCUCGGCCCCUGCCGCCGCCCGCCCCGCCUCCGCCCCGGGGGCGCCGCCAGGGGGAGGGCGCCGCGUACAAUGAAGCGGCGGCCGCCGCCGCAGCCGGGCAGCGCAGGAGCCGGAGCAGCCGCUUGUUCCCGGGGCCUCUGAGCGAGGCGCCCCGCCGCGGGAGUGCCCGAGUAUCUCCCCCCCGCCCCCUGGCGAGCCCGCUCCGCGGGGCGGUUAUUGUGCGUGAGCCCCUUCCCCCCCUCCUUCCCCCCCGGCCCUCCCGAUGCCGCUCCCCCUGCUACCUGCGCUGGUCGGCGGCGGCUGAGGCCAGCGAUGCGAGGCGGAGGUGGAGGAGGCGGAGGAUGUCAACGGAGGACAAGAGUCUAGUCGGGGGGGUGGCGGAGCCGCCGCCGCCCCAGCAGCCCCCCGAGCCCGGAGCUCCCCCCCCAGCAGCAGCCACAGACAAAAGACCUAGGGGCCGGCCUCGCAAAGAUGGCGCUUCCCCUUUCCAGAGAGCCAGAAAGAAGCCUCGGAGUAGAGGAAAAACUGCAGUGGAGGAUGAAGACAGCAUGGAUGGGUUGGAGGCAGCAGAAACAGAAAACACUGUGGAAACAGAAGUCAAAGAACAAUCUGCAGAGGAGGAUGCCCAAACUGAAGUGGACAGCAACAAGCAGCUAACACCAGUUCUUCAGCGCUCAGUAUCUGAGGAGUCUGCAAGCUCCACUGCCUCUGUUGGUGUUGAAGCCAAAACCAGCGAACAACUCUGCGCCUUUUGUUACUGUGGUGAACGAAGCUCAUUAGGACAAGGAGAAUUAAAACAAUUCAGUCCAACGCUAGCGUUUAUCAUCCCUGGGAAGAACCAGCCUUUAAGUAAGAGUGAAACCAACGACAGCAGCGAUGGAGCUUAUGAGAGAACUCCAAGGCAAAACUCAGUGCCACGCAAACAAAGGGGACAGAAGAAAGAGAGACCUCGACAGAGUAUAGCAUCAUGUACAAGUGUAAGCACUCAAACUGCUUCUGAUGAUCAGGUUGUCAAAUUCUGGGAUGAACUCAGUUUAGUUGGCUUACCAGAUGACAUUGAUGUCCAAGCCUUAUUUGAGCCAACAGGUCACUGCUGGGCUCAUCACCGCUGUGCAGAGUGGUCAUUGGGAGUAUGCCAGACUGAAGAGCAGCUAUCAGUGAACGUGGACAAAGCUGUUGUCUCAGGGAGCACAGAACGAUGUGCAUAUUGUAAGCACCUUGGAGCCACUAUCAAAUGCUGUGAAGAGAAAUGUACCCAGAUGUACCAUUACCCCUGUGCUGCUGGAGCAGGCACCUUUCAGGAUUUCAGUAACUUCUCCCUCCUUUGUCCAGACCAUAUUGACCAGGCUCCUGAAAGAUCAAAGGAAGAAGCAAAUUGUGCAGUGUGUGACAGCCCUGGAGACCUCUUAGAUCAACUUUUUUGUACUACCUGUGGGCAGCAUUACCAUGGGAUGUGCCUGGAUAUACAAGUUACACCUUUAAAACGAGCAGGUUGGCAGUGUCCUGACUGCAAAGUGUGCCAGAACUGCAAGCAUUCUGGGGAAGACAACAAGAUGCUGGUGUGUGAUACGUGUGACAAAGGGUACCAUACUUUUUGUCUGCAACCAGUUAUGGACGCUGUACCAACAAAUGGCUGGAAAUGCAAAAACUGCAGAGUGUGUGCUGAGUGUGGCACACGAACCAGUUGUCAGUGGCACCACAACUGUCUAGUGUGUGAUAGUUGUUACCAACAGCAAGACAACCUACCUUGUCCUUUUUGUGAAAAAUCAUGCCACCCAGACUUGCAGAAAGACUUGUUGCACUGUCAUAUGUGCAAAAGGUGGAUUCAUAUAGAAUGUGACAAACCUCCAGGUAAUGAAUUGGAUUCUCAGUUAAAAGAUUACAUCUGUACUCUUUGUAAACAACUAGAAGGAGAAGUGGAUCAGACACAGCCAUGUGAUCUAAUGCAGACUUCUGGACUGAUUCCUGAAUCCUGCAGUGUGACAGCUUGUACAAAUGAAAUGGAAAUUGGAGGUGAUGCAGAAGAAGUGGCAUUUCAGGAAAAAAGAGUUACUGAUGAUGGUCCUGGUCAAGAAUCAACAGUUGGAUGUGUCACAAAUGUUACAGACAUAUCACAGGAUGAAAAGACUGUUGAACUGGAAGCAGGAGUUUCUAAUCAACUUGGUACAGCUAAAAUGGAAACAUCUCCUAAAAGGACACCAGCAUCUGAUGACAGUCAAACUAAGCACAUGAUGGAAGUGACAGAAAGCAUUCAAGCUGUAACGCAGCCGGAGUCAGACAAACAAGCAGAAGAGCAGCAACUGUCACAAGAUGCUGAGGUAUCAAAAGUAUCCACAGAGGAAACUCAGCCUCCCCUUUCAGCACCUGAGGCCACAACUACACCACCAGAAACUUUAGGGUCUGUGAAUAAAGAGGAGACUUCUUUUAAGAUAGAAGAACAAUUGGAGACAGUAAGAGUGCAAGAAGACGUAGAAAAGAAAGAAACCCAUGAAAGCUCUGAAACACCAACUUUUCUGUUGAAAGUGGAAACCACUCCUGCAAAUGAAAGUUGUGCAAACAGUUCACUAUUAGGAGACAAACCUAUAAAGUCACCGACGGAGACAUAUUCUUCAUUUUCAUCAUCAGUUGACAUAAACAAGAUAAGUGUGUGUUCCUCACCAGUAGUUUCAUUAGAUUUGCAUUCUGCACAUGAUAUGAUGCACAGUCAGACUCCACCACAGAGUUCCUCUGCUGGAAAUGUUCUCCCAACAACUUAUAUAUCUGUCACUCCAAAAAUCGGCAUGGGAAAGCCAGCUAUCACCAAACGAAAGUUUUCUCCUGGGAGACCAAGAUCAAGACAGGGGGCUUGGAGUACCAAUAAUACAGUGAGCCCACCUUCCUGGUCCCCAGACAUUUCAGAAGGUCGGGACAUUUUUAAAUCCAGACAGCUUCCUGGCAGUGCCAUUUGGAGCAUCAAAGUGGGCCGUGGAUCAGGAUUCCCAGGGAAGCGGAGACCACGUGGUGCGGGUCUUUCCGGAAGAGGUGGCAGAGGUCGAUCAAAACUGAAGAAUGGGAUUGGGGCUGUUGUCACUCCAGGGAUGCAUAAGAGGUACUAUCUGGAGGAAGGGGGAAGAGAGACUGCUGCAGAAACAUUUGACAUCUCUUUCUUUGUGGUCACAACCAUGGAUGUUUCAUCUAACAAAGACGAGGAAGAAAACUCGAUGCAUAAUACAGUUGUACUAUUUUCUAGCAGUGACAAGUUUACUUUACAUCAGGAUAUGUGUGUAGUUUGCGGGAGUUUUGGCCAGGGUGCAGAGGGCAGGUUGCUUGCAUGCUCUCAGUGUGGUCAGUGUUACCAUCCCUACUGUGUCAGUAUUAAGAUUACUAAGGUGGUGCUCAGUAAAGGCUGGAGGUGCCUGGAGUGCACAGUGUGUGAAGCCUGUGGGAAAGCUACAGAUCCAGGAAGACUGCUUCUCUGUGAUGACUGUGACAUCAGCUACCACACUUACUGCCUAGAUCCCCCACUGCAGACAGUUCCCAAAGGAGGAUGGAAGUGCAAAUGGUGUGUUUGGUGCAGGCACUGUGGAGCAACUUCUCCUGGUCUAAGAUGUGAAUGGCAAAACAAUUACACGCAGUGUGCUCCUUGUGCAAGUUUAUCUAACUGCCCAGUCUGCUUUCGCAAUUAUAGGGAAGAAGAGCUCAUUCUUCAGUGUAGGCAAUGUGAUAGAUGGAUGCAUGCAAUCUGUCAGAAUUUAAACACAGAAGAGGAAGUGGAAAGCAUAGCUGAUAUUGGUUUUGACUGUACCAUGUGUAGGCCAUACAUACCACCAACAAACGUACCUUCCUCAGACUGCUGUGACCCAUCAAUUGCAGCUCAGAUUGUUUCAAAAGUAAAAGAACUAGACCCACCGAAGACAUAUACCCAAGAUGGAGUCUGUUUGACAGAAUUGGGGAUGUCUCAGUUACAGAGCCUCACUGUUACAGUACCAAGAAGAAAACGGACAAAACCAAAACUUAAGUUGAAGAUUAUAAACCAGAACAGUGUAGCUGUGCUACAGACACCACCAGAUAUCCAAUCAGAGCAUUCCAGAGAUGGAGAGAUGGAUGACAGUAGAGGUAAUGAAGGUGAUCUUAUGGACUGUGAUGGAAAAUCAGAUUCCAGCCCAGAACGAGAAACUGUGGAUGAUGAUACUAAGGUGACAGAAGGAGCUGAUGGGGUCAAAAAGAGAAAAAGAAAGCCAUACAGACCUGGUAUUGGAGGAUUCAUGGUACGCCAGAGAAGUCGUACAGGGCAGGGUAAAACUAAGAGAUCGCUCUCCAGGAAAGAUUCUUCCGGUUCUGUUUCUGAGCAGUUGCCUAGCAGAGAAGAUGGUUGGACUGAACAGCUGCCAGAUACACCAGUUGAUGAGUCUACUCCUGUUUCUGAAAAUACUGAGAAAAUAAAAAAGCGUUACAGGAAAAAGAAAAAUAAACUUGAAGAAACCUUCCCUGCAUACUUGCAGGAAGCUUUCUUUGGAAAAGAUCUCCUAGAUACCAGUAGACAAAGUAAGAUGAGCCUAGAAAAUGUAUCUGAAGAAUCACUUCUGAUGUCAUGUAAAACUAAUCAGACCACCAAUUUUCUGGAUCCAUCUUCCGACCCACUGCUUAGUUCAGCCUCUACUCCAGCUCAAGCAAAACUGGGAGCUCAAGGUAGUUCUGAUGACCCUUUGGCUGACCUUUCAGAGGUCUUGAACACAGAUGAUGAUAUUCUUGGAAUACUUUCUGAUGAUUUAGUAAAGUCUGGAGAUCAUUCAGGUCUUGAUUUAUGCACUUUCCAGGUUGAGAACUCACCCUCCCCAUUUGCUGGACUAGAUAUUGGUCCCAUCUCUGAUGAUCCUUCCUCUCUGCCUCAGCCAAGUGUCAAUCAGAGUUCACGGCCCCUGAGUGAAGAACAAUUAGAUGGAAUUCUCAGUCCAGAACUAGACAAAAUGGUCACAGAUGGUGCAAUUCUUGGUAAACUGUACAAAAUUCCAGAGCUGGGAGGAAAGGAUGUGGAAGACUUGUUCACUGCUGUACUGAGUCCUGCAACCACUCAGCCAACUCCUUUGCCACAGCCUCCACCUCAGUUAAUGCCUUUACACAAUCAGGGGGAAAGUGUGUUUUCAAGAGUACCACUUAUGAAUGGCCUGAUUGGACUUACCCCCCAUCUCCCUCAUACACCUUUGGCUCCUGGAGCUGGACUAGGCACUUUCUCUCCUAUUACACAACCACCGUACAGUGAUACCAGGGAUAAGAACCCAGCAUUUAAUCCAGUGGUAAAUGAUCCUAAUAGUUCAUGGACACCAUCUGCUCCCCCUAUGGAAGGAGAAGGGGAUACGAUGUCCAAUGCUCAAAGAAGCACUCUGAAGUGGGAAAAAGAAGAAGCACUUGGUGAAAUGGCAACAGUAGCACCUGUUCUGUACACAAAUAUCAACUUCCCCAACCUAAAGGAAGAAUUCCCAGACUGGACUACAAGAGUGAAGCAGAUUGCUAAACUGUGGAGAAAAGCAAGCUCACAAGAAAGAGCACCAUAUGUGCAAAAAGCCAGAGAUAAUAGAGCUGCUCUGCGCAUCAAUAAAGUGCAGAUGUCAAAUGACUCCAUGAAAAGGCAGCAGCAACAGGAUAGUAUUGAUCAUAGCUCUCGAAUCGACUCAGACCUCUUUAAAGAUCCUUUAAAGCAGAGGGAAUCGGAACAUGAGCAGGAGUGGAAAUUCAGACAGCAAAUGCGUCAGAAAAGUAAGCAGCAAGCCAAAAUUGAAGCCACACAAAAACUUGAGCAAGUGAAAAAUGAGCAGCAGCAGCAACAACAACAACAACAGUUUGGUUCACAACAGCUUCUGAACCAGUCUGGCUCAGACACACCUAGUAGUGGGAUACAGAGCCCCUUAACUCCUCAGACUGGCAAUGGAAAUAUGUCUCCUGCUCAACAGACAUUCCACAAAGACCUAUUUACAAAACAACAACUACCUGGAACCCCUACUUCAGUAUCCUCAGAUGAUGUGUUUCUCAAACCACAAGCACCACCUCCACCCCCAACCCCAACUAGAAUGCCAGUACAGGAUCCUCUUGCUCAGUCACAGACGCCUCAGCCUGCGUCACAACAGAUGUUUCCUCCAAGUACUACAAACUCUAGACCGCCCUCUCCAAUGGAUCCUUAUGCUAAAAUGGUGGGAACACCUAGGCCACCACCUGUUAACCAAAACUUUGUCAGAAGAAGUACCAUUACACCAAUGGAUACCUGUCCACCACCAUCAUCUGUAUCCAGGCCCAUUCAAGUAAGUGAACCAGCAGGAAGCAGGCCUUCACCAGUCAGAGAUUCAUGUUCUUCAUCUCCAGUUAGCAAUGACCCCUAUGCAAAACCACCAGAUACACCCAGACCUGUAAUGGCAGCAGAUCAGUUCCCCAAACCUUUGGGGGUACCAAGAUCUCCCAUAAUCAUGGAACAAUCAGGGAACGUUCCUUUAACAACUGGAAGCAAUGAUGCAUUCACUAAACCAGCUCCGAGAACUGAUAUAUUUCAAAGACAGAGAAUACCUCCUGCUGAUCCAUAUGCACGACCACCCCUGACUCCUACUCCCAUUGUUGAUGGCAGCCCUGGACCCUUUAAAACUCCAAUGCGUCCACCACAGUCCCCACAAGAUCCUUAUGGAUCAAUGCCACCAACAACAAGACGCAUUGCUGUUGAUCCAUAUGAAAGGCCUGUUUUGACACCAAGGCCAGUGGAUAGCUUUUCCCACAAUCAGUCUAAUGAUCCCUAUAGCCAGCCUCCUCUGACUCCUCACCCUGCAAUAAAGGAGCCUUUUGCCCAUCCACCCCGGGUAAUGCGACAGCAGAGUGACUCUUUCUCUCAGUCUGGACCCAUUUCAAGGCCAGCCUCUCAGGACCCUUAUUCCCAAUCUCCAGGUACUCCUCGGCCGGCUGCUGACCCUUAUUCCCAACCUCCAGGAACACCUCGACCCACCACUGUUGAUCCAUAUAUGCAGCAACCACCCACACCAAGACCUGCACAGCCAGCAAAUUUAUUUGUUCAGUCUCCAGCAAAUCAGAGACAUUCUGAUCCAUAUGCUCAACCUCCUGGAACGCCAAGGCCAGUUAUUAAUGACCCGUAUUCUCAGCCACCAGCAACUCCAAGGCCGGGGAUUCCAGAGAAUUUUAACAGACCCACGGUAAGACCAGGACUAAUGCCAAAUCGAGAUCCUUUCCUGCAGACAUCCCAAAACAGAGGAACUGCUCUGCAGGGCACUUUUGUAAGACCACCCGAUCCAUGUUCUCAAACUCCAGGACCUGCUGUAACAGAAUCAUUUAGCCAUGCUCCAGCAGCCCCAGCACAUGAUCCUUAUGAUCAGCCUCCAAUGACUCCAAGACCUCAGCCAGAAACUUUUGGAACUAGUCAGCAUGCCCACGAAGCUGAUCAGCAAAGGUCUGGAUCUGAGGGCAACUUUAAUGCAUCUGCAAAUUCUCCAAUGAGCUCUCAAGGGCAGCAGUUUUCCACAGUCUCACAAGUUUCUGGCCCAGCACCAACUACAGGAGUAACGGAUACACCGAAUACCAUGAACAUGUCUCAGGCAGACACAGAGAAACUAAGACAGCGCCAGAAGUUGCGUGAAAUUAUUCUGCAGCAGCAGCAGCAGAAGAAGAAUGCUAUCCGUCAGGAAAAAGCACUACAGGAUCCAGCCACGCCUCCCCAUGCAGCUCCGCAUCAACACUGGCAGCAAGAAAAUCUAAAUCAGAUUUUUAACCGACCUCCUCCUCCCUACCCUGGGAAUAUUAGAGCAUCCAUCAUCCCUCCAGGUGGUCCGAGGUUCGCAGUAUUCCCAAAAGAUCAACGUGGACCAUUUCCCUCUGAUGGGCAGUUUAAUAGACCCCAAUUUCCAGGAGAUAUGACAGCCAUGGGAAUGAGGCCUCAUGGUCUUCGAUUUGGGUUUCCAGGAGGUGGACAUGGUCCACCAACAGGUCAAGAACGUUUUCUUGGGCCUCAACAGCAAAUGCAACGCGCUGGAGUUCCACCACAGCUGAGAAGAUCUUUGUCUAUAGAUAUGCCUAGGCCAUUGAACAACACACAUAUGAAUAGUCCAGCUGGACUGUCUCAGCAUUUUCCACCACAGGGUAUUCAGGUUCAGCAACACAAUAUACUGGGUCAAGCGUUCAUUGAGUUACGCCACAGAGCCCCUGAUGGCAGACCAAGACUCCCCUUUAAUCCCUCUGCUGCUAAUGUUAUAGACCCAGCACCCCAGCAUCAGCGGCAUACAGGAUUUAUACCUAGGCAGGACUUUCAGGGUCCAAGACACAUAGAUCCAAUGAGACGUAAUCCUCAAGGUCUAACUAACCAGUUACAGAUGUCUACAAGUUUGGAGCAUUUGCCACAAUCUCAGCAAGAUAAUCAUGACCAUCCACCCGUGCUUGUCAUGCGUUCCUUAAGUCAUGCCCCGGUUAAUGAUGCUUUUUCAGGGACUCCUUUGCCUACAUCUGCACCCACUGAGGCACCUGGAAAUCUACAGAUUCCCAACCAGCCAACUGAUGGAUUAGAAGAGAAGCUUGAUCCUGAUGAUCCCGCUGUAAAAGACUUAGAUGUCAAAGACCUGGAUGGGGUUGAAGUCAAGGACUUAGAUGAUGAGGAUCUUGAAAAUUUAAAUCUAGAUCCAGAGGAUGGGAAAGGAGAUGAGCUGGACACUUUAGAUAAUCUAGAAACCAAUGAUCCUCACCUUGAUGACCUCCUGAGAUCAGGGGAAUUUGACAUAAUUGCAUACACAGACCCAGAACUUGAUCUGGAGGAUAAAAAAAGUAUGUUUAAUGAGGAAUUGGAUCUUAGUGUUCCUAUAGAUGACAAAUUAGAUAUCCAGAGCAAGACAGAAGAACCAAAACAGAAAGAACAAAGUGAUAAAACUUCAGUCCCCACUGAUGCACUUUCUCCGCAGAAGAAAUCUGCUAUGGAAAGUGAGAUUAAAACAGAAGUGCUUUCUCCAAACUCAUUAGAUGAAACCAAGUCUGAAAAUGAAAACAAUGAUGGCAAUGUGGAAUCUGCAGGCCCUCAGGUUGCUGCUGAGACAAAGUUAAAUGAUGGAGAAAAAGCUCCUGUGCAGCCUAAUAAUCCAGAAUUACCUGACAAAACUAUUACUACGAAUCAGGAAACAACUGUGUCUAGUCCAAAUGUUGUUCAGGGCCCUGCUAAACUGCCUGCUCAGGGUGUUAUAAAUUCUUGCAGUAUUUCUGGAUCCACACCAGUCCUUUCAAGUCUGCUGGCCAACGAGAGUUCAGAUAACUCUGACAUAAGGGCAUUAGGCUCUUCACCUCAGUCUUUGCCAGCAACGCAAACAAAUCACGUAUCGGGUGUUUCUCAAACACUAAUGACACCUGCUGGACAAAUCUUGGAAAACGCUUUAAAUUCUAAUCUGACCGUGGUUCCACGAAUAAACCAUAGCUUCUCUCAAGGGGCAACAGUAAAUCCAGGAUUUAUCCAAGGUCAGUCAACUAAUCACAGCUUUGGGACAGGACAACCUGGUAAUCAAGCCGUGACUUUGGCAAAUCGCCCUGGUCCCAGUGGCAUAUCUGGUCCCCAGCAGAUAAUGCUCCCACAGACUCUAGCCCAGCAGCAAAAUCGGGAGAGACCUCUUUUACUAGAGGAGCAGCCCCUUCUUCUGCAGGAUCUUUUGGAUCAGGAAAGGCAGGAGCAGCAGCAGCAGCGACAGAUGCAAGCCAUGAUUCGUCAGCGUUCAGAGCCAUUUUUCCCCAAUAUUGAUUUUGAUGCAAUCACUGAUCCCAUAAUGAAAGCAAAAAUGGUAGCUCUUAAAGGUAUCAAUAAAGUAAUGGCACAGAGCAAUAUGGGGAUGCCACCAAUGGUUAUGAACAGGUUUCCCUUUAUGGGUCAGCCAAUGUCAGGAACGCAGACUAGUGAAGGCCAGAAUCUUAUGCAGCAACCAAUCACACAGGAUGGAAGUUUGACACCUCAGAUUUCCAGGCCUAAUCCUCCAAAUUUUGGUCCUGGUUUUGUCAAUGAUUCACAAAGAAAGCAAUAUGAAGAAUGGCUUCAAGAAACACAACAACUUCUUCAAAUGCAACAGAAAUACCUUGAAGAGCAAAUCGGAGCACACAGAAAAUCAAAAAAAGCGCUCUCAGCAAAACAACGCACUGCCAAAAAAGCCGGCCGUGAAUUCCCAGAAGAAGAUGCAGAACAGCUUAAGCAUGUUACUGAGCAGCAGAGUAUGGUCCAAAAACAGCUAGAACAGAUUCGAAAACAGCAAAAGGAACAUGCAGAGCUCAUUGAGGAAUAUCGAAUCAAGCAGCAGCAGCAGUGUGGGAUAACACCACAUUCUAUAAUGCCAGGAGUCCAGGCUCAGCCACCUAUGGUUCCAGGAGGAACACCACCAGCAAUGAAUCAGCAGAACUUCCCCAUGGUAGCACAACAACUCCAGCAUCAGCAGCACACAGUUGUAAUUCCUGGGCAGUCCAACCCAGCCAGAAUGCCAAAUUUACCUGGGUGGCAACCUGCAACUGCUCCUCCAAAUCACCUCCCCCUCAAUACUCCAAGGAUGCAGCCUCCAAUGACACAGUUGCCAAUGAAUCCUGGCACACCAACUCCAGUGCCAGGUUCCAAUGCGAAUGCACAGUCAGGACCACCACCAAGGGUUGAAUUUGAUGAUAAUAACCCAUUUAGUGAAAGUUUUCAAGAGCGGGAACGAAAGGAGCGUUUACGAGAGCAGCAGGAACGGCAACGAAUACAGCUUAUGCAGGAGGUGGACCGACAGAGGGCUUUGCAGCAGAGGAUGGAAAUGGAACAACAUGGCAUGAUAGGGUCAGAAUUAAAUAACAGAGCUUCCUUGUCUCAGAUACCUUUCUUUAACUCUGACCUACCCUGUGAUUUCAUGCCGCCUCCACGACCCCUUCAGCAAUCUCCACAGCAUCAACAGCAGCAAAUGGGGCAAGUUUUGCAACAAGGCCCUGUGAACUCACCACCUGCAGUAAAUUUUAUGCAAAGCAAUGAGCGAAGACCACUGGGGCCUGCCCCUUUUGGGCCUGAACCACCUUCAAUUCCUGGUGGAUCCCCUAACUUCCAUUCUGUAAAACAAUCCCAUGGGAGUAUCUCUGGGACCAGCUUCACACAGAACCAAAUAAGGCCUCCAUUUGUGCCUGGUAUACCUGCAGGACCUCCAGCAGCUGGUAGUGGUCCUUCAUGUGGCCAAGACACCAGCACGCCCCAUGCACCAAAUUUCCCUGGGUCAAGUCAGUCUCUCAUUCAGCUGUAUUCUGAUAUAAUUCCAGAAGAGAAAGGAAAAAAGAAAAGGACACGAAAAAAGAAAAAGGAUGAUGAUGCUGAGUCAAUAAAAGCCCCAUCAACUCCACAUUCAGAUAUAACUGCACCCCCAACUCCAGCUGUUUCAGAUUCUACCUCUACCCCAACAGUCAGCACACCCAGUGAACUUACUCAUCAUCAGGAUGAAUCAGCGGAGCCAACAGGCUCAUCAACAACAAAUGCUGUGGAGAACCCGCCUUCCUUAGAUCUGGAAUGUAAGCAUUCCAAUAGUGGUUUGCUCCAAAAGAAAUUGCCUCAGAAAUCUAGUGUAAAUCCUGAAACUGAAAAGAGCAAGUCAGAUGUGCCUGCCAGCAUUCAGGAAAUUAAACUGGAAAAAGCAGAAUCUGAUCAAUGUUCUGGUCAAGCUGAGCCUAAAACAGAGAAUCAAAGUGGUAUUACGAUAGAAGACGACAAGGCCACACUGCACCCUGCCUCUUCAGCACAGAGUCCAGCACAAUCAACCAGCACCCCAGCAGCAAAAGGGGAGUCAGGGAAUGAACUGCUGAAACACUUGCUUAAAAAUAAAAAAUCAUCCUCUCUUGUAAAUCAGAAAUCAGAGAACAGCUGCCGAUCAGAAGAAGAAAGUGCUGGGGACAACAAACUAGUGGAGAAACAGAACCCAGCUGAAGGAAUGCCAACUGUGGGGAAUCAAAUGCAAGGUUCAUUUGGAUGUGGUAACAGCCAGCUUCAGAGAACAGAUAUAGGACAUGAAAUAAAGAAACAACGAAAUAAACGAACUCAGAGGACUGGAGAGAAGGCAGCCCCUCGGUCUAAGAAAAGAAAAAAAGAAGAGGAGGAAAAACAGGCUCUUUAUCCUAACACAGAUACAUUUAUCCAACUAAAACAGCAACUCUCUCUGCUACCUCUAAUGGAACCAAUAAUUGGAGUGAGCUUUGCACAUUUUCUCCCCUAUGGCAGUGGCCAGCUAAAUGGUGGAAAUCGACUUUUGGGAAGUUUUGGUAGUGCUACACUUGAUGGGGUUUCUGAUUACUAUUCCCAACUGAUCUAUAAGCAGAAUAAUCUGAGUAAUCCUCCAACACCCCCAGCCUCUCUCCCUCCAACACCACCACCAGUGGCUUGUCAAAAGAUGGUGAAUGGAUUUGCAACUACUGAGGAACUUGCUGGAAAGGCUGGAAUGCUGGGCGGACAUGAUGUUACGAAAGCGCUUGGGCCAAAACAGUUCCAGUUACCUUUCAGACCACAGGAUGAUUUGUUAGCAAGAGCUAUGGCUCAGGGCCCUAAAACUGUGGAUGUUCCUGCUUCACUUCCAACACCACCCCAUAACAAUCAGGAAGAAUUAAGGGUUCAAGAUCACUGUGAUGACCGGGACACUCCUGACAGCUUUGUUCCCUCUUCUUCUCCUGAAAGUGUUGUGGGAAUGGAAGUAAGUAGGUAUCCAGAUUUGUCUCUGGUAAAGGAAGAGAGCCCAGAGCCUGUACCAUCCCCCAUCAUUCCAAUCCUACCCAGCAGUACUGGAAAAGGUUCAGAAGCAAAAAGGAAUUAUGUAAAAUCAGAACAUAGUUCAGGAACUUUACCUGGUUCUGGCUUCUUUGGCUCUCAGCUUGGGCCAUCCCAAAAUGGUCUGAAAUCUGGCCUUAUAUCUGUAGCAAUUACUUUACAUCCCACAGCUGCAGAGAAUAUUAGUAGCGUUGUGGCUGCGUUUUCCAAUCUUCUGCACGUCAGAAUUCCCAACAGUUACGAAGUUAGUAAUGCCCCAGAUGUUCCAUCCUCCAUGGGAGUGUUAAACAGUCACAGAAUGAAUCCGGCUAUGGAAUACAGACAGCACUUAUUACUUCAUGGUCCUCAGGCAGGAUCCAUGGGCCCUACCAGACUAAUAGGGUCUUAUGGCCUGAAGCAACCUAAUGUGACAUUUCCUCCAAACAGCAAUGGUCUAGCCGGUUAUAAAGAUCACAAUCAAAAUAUUGCAGAAGGCUCGGCACUGAGACCUCAGUGGUGUUCUCAUUGUAAAGUGGUAGUUCUUGGUAGUGGAGUGCGGAAAUCGUUCAAAGAUCUGUCUUUCCUUAAACAGGAUUCCCGAGAGAUCUCCGAUAGAGUGGAAGAGGAUGUUGUAUUUUGUAGCAACAACUGCUUUGUUCUUUAUUCAGCAGCUGUGCAAGCAAAAAACUCAGAGAGCAAGGACUCAAUUCCAUCUUUCCCACAGUCACCGAUGAAAGAAAUGCCACCUAAAGCAUUCCAUCAGUACAGCAACAACAUCUCCACUUUAGAUGUACAUUGUCUCCCUCAGCUGCAGGAAAAAGUUUCUCCGCCUUCAUCACCCCCUAUCACGUUCCCUCCUGCAUUUGAAGCAGCCACGGUAGAGGCAAAGCCAGAUGAGCUUAAAGUAACAGUGAAGCUAAAACCUAGGUUAAAAACAAUACACAGUGGCCUUGAUGAUUGUCGACCUCUAAGUAAGAAAUGGAGAGGAAUGAAAUGGAAAAAAUGGAACAUUCAGGUUGUGAUUCCUAAAGGAUCAUUCAAACCCCCUGGUGAAGAGGAGAUAGAUGAGUUUCUCAAGAAACUGGGCACAACCCUUAAACCUGACCCUGUGCCUAAAGACUACAGAAAAUGUUGCUUCUGUCAUGAAGAGGGUGAUGGACUAACAGAUGGACCAGCAAGGCUUCUUAACCUUGACUUAGACCUUUGGGUCCAUUUGAACUGUGCACUUUGGUCUACAGAGGUUUAUGAGACACAGGCUGGUGCCUUAAUUAACGUGGAACUAGCACUGCGAAGAGGCUUGCAAAUGAAAUGCAUGUUCUGUCACAAAAUGGGCGCCACCAGCAGUUGUCACAGGUUAAGAUGCACCAAUAUUUAUCACUUUACCUGUGCCAUUAAAGCACAAUGCAUGUUUUUUAAAGACAAAACCAUGCUUUGCCCCAUGCACAAACCAAAGGGAGCUCAUGAGCAAGAACUUAAUUACUUUGCAGUUUUCAGGAGGGUCUACGUUCAGCGUGAUGAGGUGCGGCAAAUUGCUAGUAUAGUACAGCGGGGAGAACGUGAGCACACUUUCCGUGUAGGAAGCCUGAUCUUCCACACUAUUGGUCAGCUGCUGCCGCAACAGAUGCAGGCAUUCCACUCUUCGAAAGCUCUCUUCCCUGUUGGAUACGAGGCCAGCCGGUUGUAUUGGAGCAUGCGAUAUGCAAACAGGCGCUGUCGCUAUCUGUGUUCUAUUGAGGAGAAGGAUGGUUUUCCAGUGUUCGUGAUCAGGAUUGUUGAGCAAGGUCAUGAUGAUCUGGUUCUUACUGAUUCCACACCAAAAGGUGUGUGGGAUAAAAUCUUGGAGCCUGUUGCUUCUGUUAGAAAAGAAUCUGAAAUGCUACAGCUCUUUCCUGGAUAUUUGAAGGGUGAAGACCUCUUUGGUUUGACAGUCUCUGCAGUGGCAAGAAUUGCUGAAUCACUUCCUGGGGUUGAGGCUUGUGAGAACUACACUUUCCGAUAUGGCCGAAACCCUUUAAUGGAACUUCCUCUUGCCAUCAAUCCCACGGGCUGUGCCCGUGCUGAGCCUAAAAUGAGUACCCAUGUCAAGAGGUUUGUGUUAAGGCCUCACACCUUGAAUAGCACCAGCACCUCCAAGUCAUUUCAGAGCACAGUGACAGGAGAGCUAAAUGCGCCUUACAGUAAACAGUUUGUCCAUUCCAAGUCCUCCCAGUACCGUAAAAUGAAGACUGAAUGGAAAUCCAAUGUGUAUCUGGCUCGCUCUCGGAUUCAGGGCCUGGGCUUAUAUGCUGCUAGAGACAUUGAAAAGCACACCAUGAUCAUUGAAUAUAUUGGAACUAUCAUCCGUAAUGAGGUAGCAAACAGGAAAGAGAAACUUUAUGAAUCUCAGAAUCGUGGAGUGUACAUGUUCCGCAUUGACAAUGAUCAUGUCAUUGAUGCUACAUUGACAGGAGGUCCUGCAAGGUAUAUUAACCAUUCAUGUGCACCGAACUGCGUGGCUGAGGUGGUGACUUUUGAGAGAGGCCACAAGAUUAUCAUCAGCUCCAACAGGAGAAUCCAGAAGGGGGAGGAGCUUUGCUAUGACUAUAAAUUUGAUUUUGAAGAUGACCAGCACAAGAUCCCAUGUCACUGUGGAGCUGUAAACUGCCGAAAAUGGAUGAACUAGAAUGCAUUCCUUGCUGUCUUUGAGGGUUGCUUGUCCCUAAGAUGAAGUGACUUAUAUUUUGAUUUUGUCGACAGAAAAUUCUUACCUUCCUGGGGGGGAAUAAAAUCACUUCUGGGAGUUUCAGUUUCUAUUCAAGUGUAAAACAAGCACCAGAAGCAAGUCGGCAAAAUCUGAAGCUGUCUAACUUCCCAGAUGCCUGGAGGUUAAACUGAAUUACAGAAUGGUCCAGCACUUUUGUUUUUUGAGCUCACUACGGAGAAACUGUUUAAUUUGGGCAAAGAACCGAUGGCUGACCUGCUGGAGGGCAGGUGGGCAUAUAUGAAUGUAAGACUGAAAUCACCAGCGAAAGGGAGAAGUCCAAAGUGCUGGCCACAGCCUUAUUUGAUAAAGGGGCAGGCCCUCUAAUUAAAGAAAAUUUUUAAAUAAAAGUAGACACCACUGAACAAGGAAUGUACUGAAACGACUUCCUUAGGGAUAGAGCUAAGGGAAAAAUAACUUGCACUAAAAUACAUUUAAAAUACUUGAUUCCAUGAGUCAGUUUAUUGUAGUUUUUGAUUUCUGUAAAAUAAGAGAAACUUUUUGUAUUUAUUAUUGAAUAAGUGAAUGAAGCUAUUUUUAAAAAAAAAGUUAGAAGAAAGCCAAGCUGCUGCUGUUACCUGCAGAACUAACAAACCCUGUUACUUUGUACAAAAGUGUAAAUAUUUUGAGAAAAAAAUACAGUAUAAAAAAAAUAGUUAUUGACCAAAUGCUACCAGACUCUGCAGCAGUUCGGGUGCUUAUUAUAAAAUAUCAAUAGGGAUGUUACAAUAUGAUCUCAUGUGUUACUAACCACACCAUUACAAUUAUUAUGGAAUAACCAAAAUCUCAAUUUAAAGAGAGGAUUUUUUUUUUAAAUGUUUAAAGCUGGCUCAACUGUGGUCUAUUAGUCCUUUUUUUUCUUUUUUUUAAGUAAACUUUAAGCCUGGUAGAAGGCAUGUAUAUUACAACUCUGACUUUUAUAGAUGCUUGGGUAAGUUAGACUGAUUUAUUUUAUUUGUAUUAUAUUGUUGCAUCCCUAUUUCUUAAGUCAGGUUUUUUUGUGCUUACAAUUUGUGAUAACUGUGAAUAACUGCUAAAACCACCCAAAAUAGAGGCUGAACAUGGUUUUUUCUUCAGAAAAAGUAGUCACGAUUAGGUGACUGUUCAGCUUACACUAAAUCAUGUAAACAGAAUAGGAUCAUGUAGUGGGAGCUUAAGUCUAAUAUGAUAGCCUUCUUUAAAUGAAAAAACAAGGAAAAAAAUUAGAUGUAAUUGUGCUUGCAGCUGCAGGACUCUGGCAAUAGGGUUUUGGAAAAUGUAAUUUAAAAAUGUGUUUGUAUGGAUUGUUUUUGUUUACAUUUCUUUAAAAAAAAUAAACACUGUUUUGUGUUUGCUUGUAGAAACUUAAUCAGCAUUUUGAACCAGGUUAGCUUUUUAUUUUGUACUUAAAAUUCUGGUACUGACACUUCACAGGUUUAAAUAUAAAAAAAAUGAAGUUUUUUUGUGUGCACAAUUAAAGUGGACUGUAAACUGUUGGUAUAUUCAGUAAUACAGUUCUGAACUUGUAAUGUAUAUGGCAUGAUGUAUUUUUAUCUUACAGAAUAAAUCAAUUGUAUAUAUUUUUCUCUUGAUAAAUAGCUGUAUGAAAUUGUUUCUUGAAUAUUUUUCUUCUCUUGUACAAUAUUCCAACAUCCUACCAGUAUUUGUCCUACAGUUUUUUCUGUUCUGUAUAAUAGUAUCUAAUGUUGGCAAAAAAAAAAAGAAAAAAAAGAAAAAUUUUUUUGAAGUAUACAGAGUGUUAUGGGUUUUGGAAUUUGUGAAAACAGAUUUAGAAGAUCAGCAUUUACAAAUAAAAAUAUUUUACAUCUAUAAA